AGACGUCAAAUAAAUGUCAUCUGUCAUUUCAUUUCGGAUUUCGGCACGGAGCCGUCACUUCUGUGUUAGUUUUUUGUCAGUUUUUUCUUUGAAAAAUAACAGUCUUAAUUAUCCAAAAAAAAACCUGAUUUGCUGCUCUCUCAAUAAAUAAUAUACUCUUCAGAAUGAUGGCGGAAUCCGAUGCAACGGUUGAAGCUACAAGAAGAUUAAAUGUAAAAAAGCAAACUUUGGACGAUGCAUAUGCAGCUCCUGCUAAUUUCCUAGAAAUCGAUGUCGUUAAUCCUGUUACUACAAUUGGAGUUGGCAAGAAACGGUUUACAGAUUACGAGGUUAAAAUGAGAACAAAUCUACCAGUGUUUAAAGUCAAAGAAUCAAGUGUAAGACGGCGAUACAGUGAUUUUGAAUGGCUUAGGAAUGAAUUAGAAAGAGAUAGUAAAAUUGUUGUGCCACCUUUACCUGGAAAAGCAUGGAAGCGACAACUACCAUUUAGGGGAGAUGAUGGGAUUUUUGAAGAAGAUUUUAUUGAAGAUAGAAGAAAAGGUCUAGAAGUGUUCAUUAAUAAAAUUGCCGGACAUCCACUGGCUCAAAACGAAAGAUGCCUGCAUAUGUUUCUGCAGGAACCUGAAAUCGACAGAAACUACGUGCCCGGGAAAAUCCGCAAUACAUAAAGUAAUAAAUGCCUAGCUAUAUUAUUCCAUCCUUCUCUUUAAUUCGAUUUUAUAUUAUGUGCAUUAUUUCUCAUAGAUAUUAGGUUCUGAAUAUAUUUGUAUAUUUUUCUAAGUAAGAAUUAGAGUUUGGUGGUUAAAUGUAUAUAAUUUUUUUUUGCUUACCAUUUUUUACGGCACUGUGUUGGAUGCAAUAAUUCAACUCUCAGUUACAGAUAUGUUUUUGUAAUAAAUAUAUCGAGUGAAAAAUGGUGUGUUAGAAAAAUAAAUAAAUUUUUUAUUAAUAAGUCUGUUAAAAACACUACUGUGAACUGACCUUUUUUGGGUAUAAAAAAAAACACUUUGGGAUAUUGAUUAUUCCGUGCUUUAAUUUUUUUGUAUAAAAAAUAGUCUAUAAUUAUUAUUGUAUGUAUAGUUAUUGUCAGUUGUAUUUACUCAAAUAAAUUUAUUUGUAAGAAAUCUGUUUGAUCUACGACCGAGUCAUCCUGACGCCAGCUCUUUUGUCCUUUUAGACUUAUUAUCUCUUGCCAUGUCUUCUUCAAGAG
This is a messenger RNA of Psylliodes chrysocephalus, 1210 nucleotides long. NCBI's taxonomy places the organism in Eukaryota, Metazoa, Arthropoda, Insecta, Coleoptera, Chrysomelidae. The record is from the annotation of a GenBank genome assembly.